AUGGAGCAACCUUUUCUAUCAUCAGGGAAAAGCGACGGCGAGCGGUGGAGCUCAUACGAGCGCGUGGGAAGGGCGGGCUCGGCGAUCCCGACGGCUUCGUUGACCGGAAAUGAAGUCACCGUCGAUGAAAUUCGCUCGGCGGCUGCUUAUUCCGGUCCUUAUCCUCCCUCUCUCCAUGCCCCUCUGCUGGUUUCACCUGGGCCUUCUCCUCAUAAUGUUACUUUUUUUUUUUCUUUUUUUCCUGGCACUAAAAUUUUCGGAUAUAUAUACAGACAAGUAUUGGAUGAGGUAGAAAUUCGAGAGCUACUCAUAGACCAUGUGGGUCAUCGAUGCUGUUGGGGUAGUCGUCCGGCUCGAACAUGGAAUAUUCAUGCAGUGGAAAAUUGCAAUGUCUAUGUUGGAACCCUCGAGACUUUUGUUGAAGAGAGAGAAACAAUAACUGAAACCGAACCAUACCUUUCCGGCGAAGUAGAUGGGACAGAAAAAGGUCCACAGCUUGGGACAUGGGAAAUGGAUAUGAGGACCGAGUUUCCUGUGCUAUUUACACCUCAUAAAGAAUCUCGGGUCGUGGUUCCUCAUUCGGAAGCUAUUGAUAAAUGCUCAUGUUGUGGGGGGAGAGGAAAAAUCGUCUGUCCUACUUGUAAUGAAGAUCAAGAACCUGGUUUCUACAAAGCGAAUCAGAUGUCUCAGUGUUCUGUUUGUUACGGAAGAGGUUUGAUUGCGCAUCAAGAUGGAUCAGAUACAAUAUGUAAGACAUGCAAGGGUAAGGGGGUCGUUCCUUGCGCCACAUGCGGAUCUCAAGGAGUUGUCAAAUGCAAGACAUGUAUCGGUAGUGGCUCGAUUCUGAAACGCCAGGUGGCUCUUGUUAAAUGGAGAACCUUUACAACAAGGAAAGUAAGCGCAACAAGUGGAGCUGCAUCUGUCCCGGAUGAAGUCUUUCACAGGGCGAAAGGGGUUCAGCUGUGCAAUACUCAGGCUCACCAGUGCACGCCGGCCUUUUUCGCCGACUCGUAUUUUCUGAACAAGUUCUCUUCGGAAGUGAUUGCCGAGAGGGCCCCGGUACCUUCAUCUGCCCGAGUCAUUUGCGAGAGGCACGUCAUCUCAGUUAUUCCGGUCGCGCGAGUUACGAUGACUCGUCAACGUCGUUCGUUCAGUUUCUACAUCAUUGGAACUGGAAAAGAGGUUUACAUGAAAGACUCGUACCCUUCAAGGUUUUGCUGGGGGCUCUGUCCUUGUUUGGAUUGGUUGAGCGUGUAA
Messenger RNA from Striga hermonthica, 1257 nucleotides. The record is from the annotation of a GenBank genome assembly. Lineage: Eukaryota; Viridiplantae; Streptophyta; Magnoliopsida; Lamiales; Orobanchaceae.